GAAGCGCAUUAGUAGCGGCUUGUUUUAGAAGCAGACAUUAACAUUAUGGGCCGUAGUGGACUUUACAGCACAAUACACAGUUGUUACUGGUUUAACAAUAUCAGCGAAUAGCUAAAAUUACAAUAGGUAAUAGCACGGUUACCGACAAAAGCAGCAGUUACUUCAGAAGGACUUGAUACAGUAGUGCGGGUGUGAGUAGUUAUGGCUCGUAUAACAUGUAGCCUGUGUAGUAAUAUCUACCAGUCCCAUAUUAGCGUGAAAUUAUUGGAUUUAAUAUACUCAAACUCCUCGCUCGUAAUUCCUCUGUACCCUCGCAAUGCUCUAUUUCCGUUCGACUGCGCAUGCGCAUCCGGCUGUUCGCGGUUGCGCCAAUUGGUAGAGGAUGUUGCUAGCAGCCAGUGUAGAUGCACAGGCUUUUCACAACAAUAACACCAACAAAAUUUGCAUCUCUGCGACUCUGAUUUGAGGAUUAUAGGUUCCGAGGGUUUUCGGAAACGGUGCAUUGGACUGCGUGACGCCGAAACCCCCUUCUGCGUUUUUGGCUACGUCUUCUGUUGACAAUGGGAGCGGAGGGGUUUGCAAAUCUACAAGGCUCCUUCUUGCCGGGGCAGGAACAAGAAUCAUGGCUGGCCAGCUAGGCCGCAGUUGGGUUUUGUAGCUAGCAGCAACAGCCCGUAGACAUUAAAAUACUGUGUACAGGCUUGGCACUUGCACAUACAGACUUUUGCUUAGGAGCCGGUUUUUAAUCGCACAACUAUUGUUCAUUUUCCGUUUCUUGAGGGUAGCUGGUGAACCCGCUAACUUCAACCUUGACUGGCUGACGUCUUGCCUUCGUAGCUAUUUAGCCGGCUAACGAUAGCUAGCAACGCUUCGUCAACCAUCCACUGGACAAAAUCAUCAAGACCAACACAUACAUUGUGGGAUUUACUGUCAUUGUUGGCCGCCACUUCGGCAUUUGCACUGCAAUUUCCCCGUGUAGCGACCGCCUCUGGAUGAAUGUGGGACAAAAUGGAGACCCCGACGAUUGUGUACGAUUUGGAUACCUCUGGGGGCUUAAUGGAGCAAAUCCAAACAUUACUGGCGCCGCCGAAGUCAGAGGAAGUCGAGAAGAGGAGUCGGAAGUUGGUGAGAGACGUCCGAAGGAGCGGCAGGGCCACCAACCACGACACCUGCGAUAGCUGCCGGGAGGGGGGAGAUCUACUAUGCUGUGACCACUGCCCCGCAGCCUUCCACCUCCAGUGCUGUAAUCCACCUUUGAGUGAAGAAAUGCUUCCUCCGGGGGAAUGGAUGUGUCACCGCUGCAAUAUACGGAAAAAGAAGCGCGAGCAGAAGCCAGAUCAGACCAACGGUCUGCCAGAGAGGUCCUUGACUAAACGCGCUGCUUCCCCAGCCAUGGAGCUGGAGCUCAAUGCCGGUCCCCUGCGGCUUGAUGGUCUGCCUCCGGGAGCAGGAGCUGCAGGACCAGGUUUACGUGUGGCCCAGGUGCGGCUUUUGGAGCGCAGGUCAAGCAGUAGGCCAAGCAGCCGGCCCGGGACGCCGACCUCGAACACUUCGUCCACCCCGACCCCCUCAGAGGAGCAGAAUGACGUAGAGGAGGAGGUUGUAGAACCUGAGGAUGAAGUUCAGGGUGCAGAGCUUGAAGGUGCUAUACUAUCUGCUCCAUCCCCACGCCUCCUCAAGAGGCCUUUCCAGCUGCUAAUAGCAGCAGCUAUGGAGAGAAACCCCACACAGUUCCAGCUGCCCACUGAGCUUACAUGCACUACUGCACUGCCAGGCAGCAGUAAACGGAGGAGAAAAGAGGAGCUACUGGGGAAGCCAUUUAGGCGGCCGCAGCAUGAACUGGAUCCCAAUGGCCUGGUUCCACUGCCAGUCAAAAUUUGUUUCUCAUGCAACCGGAGUUGCAGGUUGGCUCCAUUGAUCCAGUGUGAUUACUGCCCCCUUCUGUUCCACAUGGACUGUCUGGAUCCCCCACUCACAGCUUUACCUGCUGGAAAAUGGAUGUGUCCGAACCACGUCGAGCACUUAGUGCUGAAUCAGAAGACCCUGAGCUUGUCCAGCCGCUGUCAGCUCUUCGACCAGUUCCAGGACAGGAUGUCCCAGCAUGCUGUCAAAUUGGACUUCCUGCGCAGAGUCCAUCGGCAAAAUGCACCCAUCAGGCGCACCACCAUCCAGCACAACAGGAAGACUAUCAAGGUGCCAGAUUCCAUUAAGUCCCAAUACCAGAAUCCUCCUCCCAUGCUGUUUCCUGCGGGAGUGCAUCAGCUGGAGCUGGUUUGUAGUGGUGUUCCUGAGCGUCAGCCCUCAAGGCACCUCACCACGGAGGCUGAACAAAAGGAGUGGCUGCAGGAUGUCAUCGCCCUUCAGUGCAGCAUCAUGCGACACUUAUCCAUCAAGCAGAAGACUUCAUCCACAGCGACCACACCGUCGCUAACAUCAGCAAAGACUGAGUCUGAGCAGAAAGUUGGUACUAAAACAUGUGAAAUGUCCGAAGACAUGAAAACUCGAGCGUCUUCAGGAAGGACUUCUUCCUCUGAGCCCUGCUCUAAACCCUGCAGCACACCUGAUGACCAACAUGGGGCCUCUCUUUCACGGGACACACCAGCAGAGCUGAGUGUUUGUAAAUGCAGCAUGACAACAUGUCAGAACUGUAGGAAACCUAACGGACCUCUAGAACAGGAAUGUCAACCUCCCAAGGCCAACGGACCUGUAGACUGUAACAGUUCCUCAGAGUCUUGCAGACAAGUGGAGCUGCAGGGCAGAAUGAAGCCCAGUGCAGUACCUGCAGCCCCUGCACCUACCUCUGUUCUGGUGAACCACAUAGGCGCACAAACGGUUAAAAAGGAGCCGGAAAGCACGACAGAGGCUUGCUCUCAGAAAAUCUGCCCCACUGCCCCAACGAUAUGGCCCCACAGUGGCCAACAAAUCCACAGGAACCAGACGGUGUGUCAGGAGCAGUCGAUGACCAGCAACGAAAAACACUUCUCCUCCGUCACCAGCAGUGCCCGAUCUGACACACCAAUUAAAGGCAAUCAGGAGCAUGACUCAAGCAAGCUGGGAUCAUCUACACCCACUCCAGAGGUAAAAGCUGGACCUGGAAUGGAUUCAUUGGUGCCCAACAGUCUCCCUUCAGUCGCUGACCUGUCAAGCUGCAUGAAGGGUGGAGAGGGCGAUGAAGGAGGCAUCAUGCUGGACAAACUGGAUGCAGAGAUGAUCAAGCUCCUGGCCUGGCAGAGGAUCCAGCAACUUUUCCCUCCCAAAGCACCCAAGUCUUUGCUUCCCCCAGUGACCAGCGAUACCACCAAAACCCCACCCCCCCACCCCGACAGUCAGAAGAAGGUGCAGGCUCGAGCUGUCUUCUACCCUCUGACAGGGAAAGGCGGAGCUGUCAGUAUGUGCUAUAGGACAUUAUACAUAGGAUCGGGUGCUGACAUGGACGUGUGCCUUACAAACUAUGGUCAUUGCAACUAUAUUUCGGGGAAACACGCCUGUAUUUUCUAUGAUGAGAAUACCAAGCACUAUGAGCUGCUCAACUACAGUGAGCACGGCACCACGGUGGACAAUGUCCUCUACUCGUGUGACUUUUCUGAAAAGGUCUCGCCAUCUGCACCCAGCGGCCUGGUGGCCAAAGUCCAAGGCAUCAUCCGACGGAGUAAGAAGCGCGAGGAGGGCGAGGCUUCCAGCUCUGUGGUGGGUCUGCUGCCACCUGACGGAGUGAUGAGCAGCCAGUCUCAGGGCGGCUCCGAGCUGUCCUGCACCUGCAAGGCGAGCAGCUCCAGCUUGAUCGGAGGCAGUGGUGCGGGGUGGGAGGGCACGGCCCUCCUUCACCAUGGGAGCUACAUUAAGCUGGGCUGCCUCCAGUUUGUCUUUAGCAUCACUGAGUUUGCAAGUAAGCAGCCCAAAGAGGAGCAGGCGGCCACGUCUGCUGCUGGUUGCACCGGCACCGGCAGCACCACCAGCAGCAGUAACGCAGCCAGUGCCACUACCAACCCCACCCCCCCUACACCACUACCACCACUGCCCAACACUGCCACAGUGAGCAGCCCCUCCAGCCAGGACGAGGCUGACGCUGAGAGUGUCCCUCCCCACCAAGUGCCCGUAUUGCACUCCAGCUCUGUUCCAUAACCCGCACAGGAAGUCCCGCCCUCCCUCCUUUUUUGUUUUGCACCUUUGCAGUUGCAAUGAAGGGAAAUAAAUCUGCACAGCUGGUUGGUCAACAGGGAAAAGUUGAUUUUUUUUUCCUAUUUUCUUUUUUUUUAAUGGUUUAUAUCUUUGCAUGAACUUGAAGUAUUAUUGACAAUCUGUUCUGUUUUUGAAUGACUGACGGUAACCCUCUGUUCACUUCGACCAUUAGGAGUUUGAGCAACAUUAUUUACCUAUGCUCAGUUUUUUUGGUUGGUUUUUUUUCUUUGUUUUUUUUUGCCAGUAUAUGUUAUGUAUGUAUGGUGUAACAUUAUUCUGUCAGUCAUCCCAUUUAGCACAAACUGUUUAUUUUGUAGUAGUGAAUUCCAUACAUUCUAAUUUCUUUUGCUGCUUUUGCACCACAGGUAGCUAUAUAUGUAUGAAAACAUACAUGCUUAUACACUAUGAUAUGUAUAUAUAAUGUAAAUAUAUACAAUUUGGUGCCUCUCAAUUGGAGAAGUGCUGGAUUUCAUGUAGAUUUACCAUUUUUUGGUUUUUAACUGUACAGUUCAUGAAAUUUGUGAUACCAUGUGGAGUACCAGAAGUUUUGUGAUAAAACUUGUUCCUAGUCUGUAUUUUCCGCUGUAGUCCAUCUGUAAAUACCACAAUGUUUUAGCACUCAUUUUAACAACAUGUGCUGCUCUGUAUAUAAGCACUCUGUCUGUAUCUGCUUGUCUGUUCAAACCUGUAAAUACAGAAAGAUUUUCUAAGAACAAA
Messenger RNA from Solea senegalensis (Senegalese sole), 4896 nucleotides. RefSeq names its product PHD finger protein 12b (gene phf12b). Gene Ontology annotation, cellular component: Sin3-type complex; nucleus. Gene Ontology annotation, biological process: negative regulation of transcription by RNA polymerase II. The transcript is spliced from 15 exons. Gene Ontology annotation, molecular function: protein binding; transcription corepressor activity. Bases 997 to 4122 code for a protein of 1041 amino acids. Lineage: Eukaryota; Metazoa; Chordata; Actinopteri; Pleuronectiformes; Soleidae. The record is from RefSeq and is a predicted model, not a curated record.